AUGUCAUCUGCAAGCGCUUCUCCAGUGCGGGUCAGCGAGGAUGACUGGCACAGCGUCAAGGACGCGAAGAAGCGCAAACAGAUCCAGGAUAAAUUAGCACAGCGUGCAAGACGAAAACGACUGCGAGAAACGAAAAAGAUUAAGCAACAGACAGUUCAAUUUCCAGAAUCGCAGAUGGGUCACCAUGGGACCGAGGGGCAGACUGCAUCGGAUGCUACGGUUCAACUUGCUCCUUCUUCUCUCGAUCCAACUUUAUGUUCAUCCUUUGGAGAUGUUAUAUUAUCAUCGUCGUCUCUUACUCCGUCUUUCGACUCUUCGUCGUUCCUACAACCUCCCAACCUGAACUACGAGCUCCCUUACCAGCUGACUUUGGCUGGUGCUCUGUUCAUCAACGGCCAAAUCCUGGGUCUAUCUUGCAGUGUCAGUAUUCCAGCCAGAUCCUCACCUGCCUCACCGGAUUGUCCCCCUGCACUGCGUCCUACUGCGACUCAAUUGCUCACAGUGCAUUCCCAUGGAGUUGACCGUUUCCCAUUCCCAAAGAUGCGAGACAAUGCUAUCAACCUUGCCUGUCUUAUCGACGAGGAAGAGCUGACACGAGACCUUUUUCUUAUGCCGAGUUUCUCUCUCGCUGCUGGAUGUACACCGUGGGAUCCGAGGGCAUGGAAGGUAGAGAGACCCUUUGCAGAUAAAUGGGCGUUUCUGUUCCAGUGA
Messenger RNA from Mollisia scopiformis, 711 nucleotides. RefSeq lists its product as uncharacterized. The record is from RefSeq and is a predicted model, not a curated record. The transcript has 2 exons. The coding region runs from base 1 to 711 and encodes 236 amino acids. Lineage: Eukaryota; Fungi; Ascomycota; Leotiomycetes; Helotiales; Mollisiaceae.